Molecule: messenger RNA, 480 nt
Organism: Blepharisma stoltei
Lineage: Eukaryota; Ciliophora; Heterotrichea; Heterotrichida; Blepharismidae
Source: the annotation of a GenBank genome assembly
AUGUCAAAAUUUACAUGGACUCAGCUUAUGACUUGGGAAAGAGAAGCUGUUAGACGACGUGUUCCAUUGGAAAUUCCUGGUCUGAUCCCAAGAAAUGAACUUCCAAACAACAGACACCUGAUCCGCCCAUGCGGAUCCUUUGAAAGAAAUGGUGAAAAGGUGAUAUUUAGCCACAUUACAUUUUUUAGGCUUGGAUUAUUUGGUUUAUUUUUCUUAUGUGGCUACCAAGUCAUGAGAGUUAUGAAGUGGGGGUGGGAAUUUGAAGUCGAACAUCAUAACUUCGAGCAAGACAACUUAGUCUACCAUAAGCUGUCUUGCAACAUGGUUCCUUAUCACGAAUCUUAAUCUUAAUUAAUUAUAAUAGUUUUAUUCAUUGUAAGGGAGCCCUAGGGAUCAGCAGUUCUAGGAAAGUCUAACCAUUUUUAUCUAUUCCCAGUAUUUUAAUUACCUUAGCACGAAUCAGUUAUUGGAUUCCCUUAA